UUUUAUAUAUAUGAUAGCCGUUUAUUGAAUCAGUUGUAUUCAUUACUCUGUCAUUUUAUUUUUCUUUCCUUAAAAGUAGCUUUAAUCAAUUUGGUUCCAGAUAAGUAACUUUAAUCAAUAUGGUCCCAGAUAAGUUGGAUGACGACGCAAUUGUGAUUUCCGGUAUAUCCGGAAAAUUUCCUAAUAGUAAAAAUAUUAAUGAGUUAAUAAAAAAUCUUAUGAAUGGUGUUGAUUGUGUAACAGAAAAUCAUUCAAGAUGGUUCGAAAAAUAUCAACAAAUUCCGUCGCGUAUUGGAGUAAUAUCAGAUAUCACAAAAUUAGACAACAUAUUUUUCGGCAUUAGCUCGAGACUUGCGUCUUCGAUGGAUCCAGUGGUAAGAAUGCUAUUACCCUGUGUGUGGGAAGCAAUCGCUGACGCAGGAUUGAAUCCAUUUGAAUUACGUGGAGAGAACAUCGGCGUCUUUGCAUCAUUAUCUUUGGUGGAGUCUGACAAAGUCAUUCUUUAUGAAAAAUACGAACCACAUGGUUUCGGUAUGCUGGGAUCCGCUCGUACAAUGGCAUCAAAUAGAAUAUCCUUUUUUAUGGACAUUGUGGGACCAAGUUGUACCAUCCAAUCAUCCUGCAAUGGUAGUGCAAUGGCCUUGAAAAAAGCGAUCGAAUCUAUACAAUCAGGUGAAUGCGAGGCAGCAAUAGUCGAUGCAGGAAUCCUUGUAUUGUUUCCGAACAUCUCCUCUCAGUUGAAACAAUUAGGUUUAUUGGCACCGGACGGUGUAAAUAGAUCGUUUGAUGCAAAAGCAUCGGGAUACACGCGUAGCGAAUCCGUAGGUGUCCUGUUUCUUCAAAAAGCCAAAAACGCCAAGCGUAUUUACGCUGAGAUUAGUGCUAUAAAUGUGUUAUUUGGCGAAUGUAUCAAAGAGAAAACUGUGAUGUUCAAUAGUGCUGAGUUUCUAGCGCAAACAAUGAGAGAGACGUUGGAACAGAACGGCCUAAAACCAAGCGAUAUAACUUACAUCGAGGCCGAUGGUACGGCAAUCAAAAAAGUAGAUCGCGAGGAAUUAAAGGCGAUCGAUCUUGUUUAUGCACAACAUCGAAAUCCUUCCAAUCCUCUUCUAAUUGGAUCGGUCAAAUCGAAUAUUGGUCAUUCAAGUUGUACUAAUACAAUAAAUUCGAUUAUUAAGGUACUCAUUGCUAUGGAAAAAGGAGUUAUACCUCCAAAUCUUCAUUACGACGAACCUCCGGAGGAUGCUAAAUGUCUUCGCGAUGGACGUGUAAAAGUCGUUACAAAACCAACACCUUGGACAGAUGGUUACGCAGCCGUGAACACUACUUCUCACGGUGGUUCCUUCUCUCACAUUAUCCUAAAACGUCAUUCGAAAAAUAUGAAAAAGAAAGAGUUUCCAAUAAAUACGAUGCCUCGACUUUCUGUAAUGUCCGUUCGAACUAAGGAAAUGUUAAUAGAGAUCUUUAAUGAUAUAAAGAAGAAUUAUGAAGACGAAGAAUUCCUACAAUUAAUCACUGAUCUUAAUGAAAGCCCAUUAAAUAAUUCUCUGUUUCGUGGAUAUAUACUAACGCCACCAGCUGGUAUGACAAAUUCAGAAAAAAUUGUAGAGGAAAUUGAACCUAUUACUGAACAAUCUAAACAGAUCUGGUUCGUUUUUUCGGGAAUGGGCUCGCAAUGGACUGGAAUGGGUGAAUCUCUGAUGAAGAUACCAAUCUUUGCAGAAGCAAUAAGAAAAUGCGAUGCAGUUUUAAAACCUAGAGGAUAUGAUAUCGUGCGAAUUUUAUGUGCCAAAGAUCCAACGAUAUACGAUAAUAUUAUAAAUUCUUUUCUGGGAAUAGCGGCUGUGCAAAUAGGACUAGUAAAUAUUUUAUAUGCAGUCGGCAUAAAACCACAUUAUAUGAUCGGUCAUUCUGUGGGUGAACUGGGUUGUGCUUACGCAGAUGGUUGUUUUACUGCUGAGGAAAUGAUUUUGAGCGCUUUAUCUCGAGGUCUGGCAUCGAUAGAAAGCAAUUUGAUACAUGGAACUAUGGCUGCAGUUGGUCUUGGCUAUAAACAGGUGCGACAUCUUUGUCCCGAAGACAUCGAUGUUGCUUGUCACAAUAGUAGUGAUAGUUCUACCAUAAGUGGACCUACCGAAUCUAUUAAAGCUUUUGUUAAAGAAUUACAGGAAAAAGAAAUAUUCGCUAAAAUCGUGCCAACUAGUAAUAUCGCUUAUCAUAGCCGUUACAUUGCACCGGCUGGUCCAAAAUUGUUGAAAUACUUGCAAGAAGUUAUUUCUCAUCCAAAUGCUCGCAGUGAACGUUGGAUAUCCACGUCUAUUCCGAAAAGUGAAUGGAAUUCAAAUAAAGCACGCCUAUCGUCAGCGGAAUAUCAUACAAAUAAUCUUCUUUCUCCAGUUUUAUUCGAAGAGAUCUUGACAUUCAUACCAAAUAAUGCAAUAACCAUUGAAAUUUCACCCCACGGACUUCUUCAGGCUAUUCUCAAAAAAUCAAUGCACAGUGAUUGCAUUAAUUUAACAUUAACAAAACGAGGCCAUAAAGACAAUACAACUUUGUUAUUAUCUACAUUAGGAAAGAUUUACAAUCUUGGGUAUCCUAUUGCGAUAAAAGAGCUUUAUCCGCGAAUUUCAUAUCCUGUUUCUAAAAAUACACCUUCGAUUUCUUCCCUCAUUCGAUGGGAACAUAGCAUCGAUUGGUUCGUGUGCUUUUACGAGGAAUGUAAGACGACUUCAUCUACACAAAAAGUGUUUAUUUUGGAUUUAAAAUCAGACAAAUGCAAAUUUUUGAAAGAUUUCAGAAUUGGUGACGAUAUAAUAAUACCUUUAGCUGUUUAUUUGCACUUAGUUCGAGAAAUUCAAUUAUUAAUAGGAAAACAAUCUGAUCGAUUUUUUAUAUUUGAGAACAUUAUUAUUUAUAAUCAAUUACUAAAAGUACCAGAAAAUGAUAUUCUUAAAUUGGUAAUUAUGGUGACGAAAGCAUCAGGACAAUUUGAAGUAUCAUUUAACGAUGACAUUAUGAUAGCCUCUGGAACUAUAACAUCGACAAAUAUGUGCACAAAGGAAUUUCCUGAUACGGAUUUAUUAAAAGAAGAAAAUCAAAUAUAUACGAGGGAAGAUUUUUAUACGGAUCUUUUUGUACGUGGUUAUGAAUACGGAGAAUAUUAUAAAUGUGUUAAUGGACUAUCGUUAAAUUCUUCAUCAGGACUUCUUACAUGGAAUAAAUAUUGGAUGCCAUUAUUGGAAGGAUUGUUCCAAGUACAAAUUUUUAGUAGCAAUAAUAAAAAUAUAUUGAUGCCAAGUAUGAUACGAAAGAUUGUCAUUGAUACAAAUGAAUUCGUAAAAGAAACGAAAGAAGGAAAAGUUUUACCGAUGAAGUACGACAAACGGAUAAACAUGAUAGCUUGUACAGGUAUUGAGAUGAGCGGUGUCGAAUUUACGGAAUUAACAAUAACAAACACAGAUUUUUCUUUGAAUUCAUUCGCGAAUGAAGUUCGAUUUAUUCCGAAUAUAGACGAAACGGAGAUGAAUAUGAUCGACGUUUGUCACAUAGUACUAGAAUUACUUUCGGAAAAUAUUUGUGAAAAUAAUACGAGAAAAAUAAUGAUGAUAGAAGAGACAAAAUCACACAAUCAAGAUAAUAUAUUAGAAUGUUUCCAAAGCAUCUUGAAAACGGUAAAGGAUAGCUUCGAAAUAAAAUGCAUUGUUAAAGAGAAUCUUAACCAAAUAUUUGAUGAAAAGUUUAUUUUGAUAAUCAUUGACAGCAUUAAUUUUAAUGACAUAAAAAACAUUUUUAAUAAUAUAAAUGAAGAAUCAUUUCUAUUGAUAAUCGUAAAAAUGGAAAAUCAAGAUAAAUUAAUUGCCGUAUUCACAAGUAUAGGAUUAAAUCUCGUUCUAAAAAAAAAAAUAACCCUUGAUCGUAUGGUUUUGCUUCUACGAAAAGUUGAGAAUGCAAAGAAACCAAUUGUCAUUAAAAAUCAAGACAAUUGUAUUGAUCAUCUGAAAAGGAGUUUAAGAGAUUCGAAAUAUGACAGAGUUAUUUUUUUGGUGAAUACUAUUACAGAAAACAAUAUCUUUGAAAUACUUCGAAUUCUGAAACAAGAGCCAGAAUACAAGAAACUUCAAGUUUUCGACCUACAAAAUUCAAAAGCACCAAAAUUUUCGCUUGAAGAUAUAUUUUAUCAAAAUCAAAUAAAAUUAAAUCUUGUUCAGAACGUAUUGUCGUCCGAUAAUGUAUGGGGUACGUACAGAUGGAUGCCAUUGUCUGAGAAAUCUACUUUCUUGCCGCGCUGGCGAGCUAAUAUUGAAAAAUCAGGUUCAUUAACCUUGAUGGAAGAAUUAUCAUUGAAGGAGAAGGAUAAAAGUAUUGUAAAAGUAGAGUGCGCUGCAUUCGAUUUAAAUAUUUACGAGUACUGGUUGAACAAUGAAGUCAAUUUAGAUUCUCAAAUAUGUAUCACAGAAUAUUCAGGAACAGAUGAAAAAGGUCAUAGAGUAAUGGGACUUCUUCAGAAUUUAACAAUAAGUAAUGAGAUUUGUCCUGAUCCGGAUUUUACUUGGACGAUACCAGACUCUUUAAGCUUCGAAGAUGCUGCAACAAUGCCUCAAGCUUAUUUGGCAGCUUUUUCCAUUUUACAUAAGAACUCGUAUUACUUUACCAAAAUAAAAACUAUUUUGAUACAUAUCGGUGCUAGCGAACUAGGACAGGCUCUUAUUAAUCUAUCUUUAUCGUAUAAUUUUGAUGUCUAUACAACUUACGAAACUGAAAUCGAAAAACAGAUAAUUCAAUCGAUUCGACCACGUUUACCGGAUUCUCAUAUUAUGAACAUUAAUGACUAUAAAGAUUUCUUAUUCGAUAUUACAAACGGUAAAGGAAUGGACUUAGUUAUUGCAAGCUAUUCGGUCUUGGAAGAUUUCGAAUCUUGUCUAGAUGUUGUCGGAAGUCAUAAAAAUAUCGUAUUUAUUCAUGAUUCUAAAAUAAUUAAUCAAAUGACUUUUGGUACAAAUGCUUUUCUAAAUGAUAUUCGUAUGUAUAGUUACUGUUUGCAAGAUAUAAUGAAUUUACCAGCGACAAUGAAAAGAAAUAUAGGGGAAUUGAUGAGAAAAGCUCUACAAGCAAAUAUCUUAAAACCACUUAUUUCCAAUAAACUUCAUCUACCAAAAACAACACAGGAAGAGAAUAGGAUAGUUCAUCAACGUUAUGGAAAAGUGCUCGUCUCUCCGUUGGAACUGUCUAAAUCUGUUGAUAUUGUUCCUAGCUUAUGCUUUGAUAAAGACAAAUGCUACUUCAUUGUUGAAGGUUUGGAUAGUUUUGGCAUGAGGUUGAUAAAAUGGUUAAUUGAUGAAGGUGUUACGAAGCUAUUUGUAGUUUCUAAAGAAACGCACAAAGAGUGUGAAGAAUACUAUCUAAAGAAAUUAUGUGAACACGGAGAAAGGCUUGAAUUACGAAUGGGGAUUGAUCUGACGAAUGCGACGGUGGUACAAAAAUUAUUAAGGGAAGCUUCAUCUUUAGGUCAACUUGGUAUUAUUUUCGACUUACAGAGAACAAAUAAAGAAUUUUUGUAUUCUUCAUUUAAUUCGAUCAGAAUCACUCAAAUAUUUGAUCAAGAAUCAAAGAGACUUUGCCCGUCACUCGAAAAAUUCAUCAUUUUUGAGUUUUACAAUGAAAACGAAGCUUCUUCGAAGGUCUUCGUGAUGGAAAAAGUUUGCGAACAAAGGACAACAUUUGGUCAACAUGGAUUACUUGUCCUUAUACCUAAUUUAUUCGAAAUUACACAAUCCAAACUUCAACCGAAGGCAGAAUGUUAUUUGGGAAUGUUAAAUUUGUUUCAACGGCUAAGAGUUUUAAUCAAAAUGAACUCUUCUAUUAUCUUUUUAUAUCACAAAAUUGUAAAAAAAUCUAUUGUUAUUGAAGAUCUGAGUAAAGAGGAUAUAACUGAGGAGGAAUAUGAUCAUAAAUAUUUCGAAGAAUAUUUGAAUGUGCAACAAUAAAUUAUUUAGUUAAUCUAAAACUCUUUAUAAUUUAUUUCCUUUUAAAAUAUAUAAUUUUUGAAAUAAUUUCCA
Molecule: messenger RNA, 6056 nt
Organism: Vespa velutina
Lineage: Eukaryota; Metazoa; Arthropoda; Insecta; Hymenoptera; Vespidae
Product: fatty acid synthase-like
Exons: 15
Coding region: 120-5984 (1954 amino acids)
Biological process (GO): fatty acid biosynthetic process
Molecular function (GO): oxidoreductase activity; fatty acid synthase activity
Source: RefSeq, a predicted model, not a curated record